Molecule: messenger RNA, 7120 nt
Organism: Alligator sinensis (Chinese alligator)
Lineage: Eukaryota; Metazoa; Chordata; Crocodylia; Alligatoridae
Gene: PI15
Product: peptidase inhibitor 15
Exons: 6
Coding region: 237-1013 (258 amino acids)
Cellular component (GO): extracellular region
Source: RefSeq, a predicted model, not a curated record
UAAAAGCUGUUAGCAGCUUUAGUAGUCAGCAGCUUCAAAACUAGCAGAGUUUUGUUCUUUGAGGGUUUGCAAUAAGAGACACUCCUCCUUACAAGGGUUCACAACACUACAUAGGAACAAGCUGUCAGAGUGCGAGAACAAUAUACUGUAUUCAUUUUUGCUAUUAUACAGAGAUCUGCUGCUCUCCUGAUUUAAAGCAGAACAACUCUGGCCUGUCUUCCUUCCCUGACCCCAAAAUGACUGUAAUCUCUGCAAUCAGUUACACUUUUUUAUUUUCCAUUCUCUGUCAAACAAGUGCAAUAGUAUUACCCAAUUCCACUGACCUAUUCUUGUCAAACAAUAAUUUCACUGACACUGAAGCAGGGUUGGCAGCUCAUUUGGACUCUGGAAAAAUCCCCAAAGCCAGGAGGAAGCGAUACAUUUCACAGAAUGACAUGAUUGCCAUUCUUGAUUAUCACAAUCAAGUUCGAGGUAAAGUCUUCCCACCUGCUUCAAACAUGGAGUAUAUGGUUUGGGAUGAAACUCUUGCCAAAUCGGCAGAGGCUUGGGCUGCUACAUGCAUUUGGGACCAUGGACCUUCCUACUUAAUGAGAUUCUUGGGUCAAAACUUGUCUGUAAGAACUGGAAGGUAUCGGUCCAUUCUUCAGCUGGUAAAGCCAUGGUAUGAUGAAGUGAAGGACUAUGCUUUCCCAUAUCCUCAGGACUGCAACCCUAGGUGCCCUCUGAGAUGCUAUGGACCCAUGUGCACACACUAUACACAGAUGGUUUGGGCCACUUCCAAUCGUAUAGGCUGCGCGAUCCAUACAUGCCACAAUAUGAAUGUCUGGGGAUCAGUUUGGCGACGAGCUGUUUACUUGGUAUGCAACUAUGCCCCAAAGGGCAACUGGAUUGGAGAAGCCCCAUAUAAAGUAGGAGUCCCGUGUUCUGCUUGCCCACCUAGCUAUGGAGGAUCUUGUACUGACAAUCUUUGUUUCCCGGGAGUUACAUCAAAUUACUUAUAUUGGUUUAAAUAAGCUAGCAUCAGUUUACAUUACUUUAAAAUAAUAUGGCUGAAUAACAAAAGCUUGUAUAUUGAUUUUUGCACAUAUUAUAAAUAUAUAUAUAAAGAUACUGUAAUAAUACCUUGGUUUUCUUUUUGUAUGCUUUUGUUAAAUUAGCUUCAAAGUACAGAAUACAUUUAUUUUAACCCUUUGAAUUUAUAGCCAAAUGUUCUCCAAUUCAGAUGAUUGCCAUGUAGAGAAGGAUAAGCUUAUGUUCAUCUUAGGACAGGGUAGUUUCCUAAGGAAUGUAUUCUAUUUUCUAUUAAAAGCACAUUAAAAAGGGCACUGUCAACUUAAGUCUAAAACCUGACUUCCUUUAAAAUUAUAGAUAUAGACAGCAUAGUGUCAUUGGAAUCUAAAUCAAUAUUUUAAAAAGCAACAACAGCCAUGACUGUAGUGCAGUGGUUUUCAGGCUAAGGUCUGUGGACCUCUGAGGGUCCACAGACUAUGUCUAAGAGGUCCGCAAAAGAAGACUAUGAUUAUCAAAAGUAUGUGAACAGCCAUACUUAUAGUUCAAAGGGUUCCUCACCUUCAUUCAAAAUGUUUUAGGGGUAUGCAAAUGCAAAAGAUUUGAAAAUCACUGCUGUAGUGUGUUGUACAACACCAUGCAUUGUCCUUGUCUUGGAAGCGGUACUCUAUUUUGUACCUGUGCUUACAUGUACACAUUUGAUGAUAGUCUGAGAAGGAGUAUACACACAUGCAGGAGAAACUGCAAGUUUCAGCCCUAUUUUAGCUACCUCAUGCACAACAGUGAUUAAUUUAAAUUAUUUUUCAAGAGUUCAGUGCACGGCUGCUGCUAUCAUCAAUAAUGCCUGUGUGAACAGAGAGAAGUAAAGAAUAGGGAGCUAUGUUGGCCUUUGCACCACUACGAUAUACUGUGGGGCCGAAAGUAUUCACCAAUCUAAUUAGAGCCUUUUCUACAGUAGAAAAAAUUACCAGUAUUUUAGCACUGUAACCAGUUCACCUCCCCACAGGUGAACAUAAUUAUAUUAGUAUAAAGAUGUUUUAUACAAGCAUAUCAAUUUCCAUAUGGGAAGGAAAAUGACUGUAUUGUUACAAGACACCUGUAUGUAAGUAAAUGACAUCCAUGUUUUUAUCAGUGUAACUAUUCUGAUUUUUAAAAAAACUCUUCCACUAACUGAAAUAGUUAUAUUGAUAAAUAUUUCAAAGAUAGAUCUGGCCUAAGGUUUAAUCAAAACAUUUCCCAAAAGAGUUGUCAUUGAUCAAAUUGAUUAUAGAACUUAAAAAUGGGAAAGAGAAAAUCUUUUAACAGCAUUUGAAAAAACUGAUAAUUUGUAUAGCAGUUGACAGUGUGCUUUACACAAUGGAGCAGGGCUAUUUCUUGAAAAAAAAUGUAUUCACCCCCCUCCAGAAUGGGUGUUUAGUAGAAAGGUAUGGAGAAUUAAUGGCUACAGCUUAAACUAGGACACUGAACAGAUAGAUUUUCCUGAAUUAUAUAGUUAGAUUUCAAACUCUUGUUUGUUAGUAUACCAACAUGUGCAACCGUAAUUGAACUAAGGGAUGUACAGAAUACUACAAUGUAGAAUUUAAUCCACACGUAACAGAGAGCACAAUUAAUGUAAAUAAUUAAAUGUAAAUUGGAAAUAAAUUUCCAAUUUUCCAUGUUCCCAUUUGUGCCUAGUAUGGCUGAGCACAAAGCUUUAAACUUUUUGAACUUGAUGUAGCUAGAGUCAGUACUACAAUUAGAGUGGUACAACUUCACUGGUAUUGUAUACAUGCAUUUUUAAAGCAAUAAGGCCAUCUUCAUAAGAAUGGUCAAGGGAGUCUGCCAUCAUAAUAGAGGGGAUGAUAACAAGUAAUUUUUUCUAAACUUGAAAAAAGGGAAUUAUAUAUAUAUGUAAUCAACCCUUUUGCCAAACACGUCAAUAUUAUUGAUAAGCGUGAGUUCUGUACUGGACAGCAUAAAAAUGUUGGCUCUCUGGAUACCUAUCAUUUGACAUGUACUUGGAUGAGGUCCUUAAUUGUACUGUACCUCUUCAAACAUUUCUGGAAGCAACAUUUCUUUGUCUGAAAAGACAGUACUUUGAGAGGUAUAUAAUCCUAAACCAUUGAUAAAUUUCUGAGCUUAAAUUCUGCACUUAGGUUAAUGCUCCUGUUUUAAUACUAGUAACAAUUAUAAUUGUAUGGAUUUUCCUGACUAAAUAAAGGGCCUGGAGUCCUUCAAUCCUUACUUGUCAGAAAACUUAAAUAGUAUGAAAUUCUCCCCUAUCCAGAGAGUUAACACAAAUUUUAUCUACCACUUAUACACACAUUUAAAAGAUUUUGAUGAGAUUUAACUGUCUAGUAGACCAUGCACUGUCACCCAAAGAACAUUUUUAACAAAAGAGUAAAAGAUCAGAUGCAAAGGGCAAUUUGUAUCCUAUGAUAGGUCUCGUUGGAGAAGGAAAGGGGGAAGGAUAAGGACUGCAGCUUUACAUUUUCUUUAUUUUGCAAUUGAAGAAAAUAUAAUUAGGCAGAGUAUACAUUUAACAAAUGUUCAGAUUAAGCUGUAGAGCCUACAGUAUUAGGGUUGACAUUUAAUAAUAAUGAUGCACUUUGUAACUUGCAACUUGUACAUUGUGUAGGACACUAUCCAAGCCAGACUAGAAAUUAUAAAUUAAUUUAUACAUCUGUAAUUCAACUGAAAUUAUUAUAACGGGUAUAUAUUUUAUUGUAUCUGUUCAUUUUUUAAGUUGGUAGAAAUAAGUUGAUUGUGUGGAAUAUUUUGUUUUCUGUGGAUACAGGAAAAUUUGCAACUAUCACACAGAUGUGCAGAUUUUUCACAACACCCAGUCAUGGUGCUAGGGAUCAUUGUAUCUAUUAUAAUCACACUGUAAUGAAUAGCAGCAGGAAAUAAUCUGAGUAUAAGCUAUUUCAUAAGAGCAGCUUCUGAGUAUACCAGCAUCAAUAGGGGUUACUCCUAAUCAGACAUUUGAUUAACGAAAUACCAUUUACCAUUCCAUUUAUUAUAAUAGUGCUGUGGACCAUAAAUAUUUCUAUAUUAUUUAUUUGAAUCCCUAUAAAUAAAAUCAUCAACUCUCUCUUGGGUUGAAUAACAACAAUGCCAGACAACUUCUCCUUUGAUGGCCUGUGUCAGUGCUGCUUGAUUUAUUAUCUGACACAAAAUAGUGCAGGAGUUAAAGUACCAGAAAUGUCAGGGAGACCCAAGGUAUCUACUAUAAUAUAAUAAUAAGUCCUUGGGUUUGCAAACUGAGGAAGAGAAGGAGCAAAACCCCACAACUUCCUUUUUUGGACUUAAAAAUCCAGACCCACUCUUCCUUCAUAGCAGAAAAGGUAUGUGCUGCUUAACAACAAAUUGGCUGUUGGAAAUAUAUUCCUCUGAACACAAAAUCCUGUUCUAUUUUAAAUUUAAAACAAAUAUUUGUAGAAUUGGUCAAAUGCUAAAAUAAGAUGAAGAAUAGCUGUGAUUCAAAUAAAAGAUACUAUGAGAGUUAUAGAAGUAAAAAUAUGUCCUGAUGCAAGCUAAUGCAGCCUUUUAUACCAUAAUAACUGCCAGUCAGAUGUCUAAUCAAAUGGAUAGUAAUGGCUGUCUUUUUGGUGCUAAUCUAUAAAUCUGGUGCUAUUCAUAUUUUUGCAGAGGAUGAGGUUUAUUUCUGAUAUUACUGAAUAUAAUCUAAGGAUUAUGAUCUUUUUCGAAGUAAAUAAAGUAUCCACAAGGAAGUCAAUACAGCAGUUGUUCAAAUUCUUCUUUUAAAGACAUGUACAUAGAUGACUUCAGCUUUAAAAAGUCUUUUAUGCAUCAGGAAAACUUAUUCCUAAUCUCAAAAAAUCAGUCUCCCUUAAAGAACCCUAUUAUUAGUGAUUAAACUCCUGUGUCAAGAUCAAAGAGAGAAUAAGACAUUCAGUAAUUUAGAUUGCUGUUGAACACACUUUAAUGACCUUCUCAGGAAUGAACUAAUGCAAAAACUUUAAGUUGCAUUUUGUUUAAUUCAGCCUGUAAGACUGUAUAUAUGCCCUUCUCUUGGGAUCAAGUUCAAUUCUCAUUGAAUCCAAAGGGAGUUGAAUCAGCCCUCAUUGAUACCAUUGAGAUAUUUGCCACUAAUUUCAAAAGGUCUAGGACCAAACCCUCUGGUAAGAGAGGAUGAAGGAAAAAAACUGAUGCCUGUAAAGGUAACAGAAGGUAGAAUUAGAUUUUUGUCCUUUCAGCAACAUUGGGGACUCAGGAAUCUAAAAGAGAACAGGUAUAUAGCAGAAUUGAUAAAUACCAUAGCUGGGGUCUUAUACUGAAGCAGGGAUGCUAAAGAUAUGACUUAUGGGCCAGACUUAGCCAAUGGAGCCCUAUCAUUUGGCCCACAGUGCUUCCCAUGUUGGGCUAGGACAGGCAUGUGCUUUGCACGAAAGAGCUGGGACAGGUGCAAACUGCAUGUGGCAUGUGGGGGUGGCCUGGGGCAUAUGUUACAUGCAGUGUCUCCAGCUAGGCCAAGGCACAUGCUGCAUGCAGUGCCUAUGGCCAAUUUGGAGUGUGUGUUGCAUGUGUUGGCCACAGCCAGUCCAGGGCAAAUGCUGCAUAUGAUGCCUGUACCAGACUGGCCGUCUACUUUGGAUCCAGCAUACAAGUCUGGUCUCUGGGCCCAGUCUGGCACAUGGACUGGCUCUGCACCAUUCUUCCAACACAUGGACCAACCCUGCGCCAUUCAUCAGGCCUGCAGGACCUGCAAGUUUGACAUCCUUGUAUUAAAGAAUAUAUAGCAUAGAAUGUGUGUACAUGAGGUUGUGUGCAUGGAUGCCCUCUUGUGGUUGAAAAAACAAAUCUAUUUAGGCUUGAUUUCCUGUAGAACUCAGUUUCUGUAACACUCAAAAGAGGAAAAGGAGCCACUGGAAAGCCCUUAAACACAUGCAACAGUAAUAAUUAUAUCAUUGGGGGGAAGAAGAUCUUUGCAAAUGCCCAUGUCUUGUGGCUAAACUUUCCCUGAGUUACUGAUAGACUUUAAAGACAUAACUAUUGCUUUCCUUUAUUAAAUCUGAAGGUAGCUUGUGAACUACUUAUCUUUUUUAACAAUAGGUUUUUGUACACUGUGCAGUAUAUAAAUUCCUGCAUUUUGGCUGUAUUAAUUGGUCCUAAAACCACAGACACUGUAAAUCCCUAUUUUUGGAUACAGUUUUCCCUCAGAAUUCACAUACUAGAAACAUGGCCUCCUCAAUCUGGUUUCUUCUAAUUAUAAUUAUGACAUUUUAGCUUACUACUACUACUAACAAUAGUAAUAAUAAUUUGAAGGCCAUCUUGCUGCUUAUUUUUUUGUUGCUGAGUUUUUCUCAAGACAUGGUUUAUUGACUAGCAAAGAAGAAGUUCUUCAAAUUAUCAUCUGAUCAUGUUAUUCUGGAUUUCACUUUUUGAACCAGAUGGUUUACAGAAUGGGUUAAACUCCAGGUAACUGUCAGUCUGCUUCCAAAACAGUAAUGGCAUCUGUGUUCUGAGCUCUCCUUUGAAAAAGCACUGCAGAAAUAACAUCACACAAGGCAGGAACUAUUUUUGAUACAAUGUUUAGGGUACUAAUACUCUCCCCUGGGAUUUAGUGGCAAUAUUGUAUUGCUCUGAAGAGGUAAAUCUCUGUUUCAUAUAGGUCAUAUCUAAUUAAAGGGUGCUUAAAUGCUGGGAUUCAUUUAAGAAUUAAACUUCUGGAUAGUUUAUGGUUGCUAAAUGCUUGUACAUUUGCUUUUCUUUUUUUUCUUUUUUUAACAUAGUAUGACAAUGUUUUGAGGAUUAGACAACGUUAAGAUUCAUAACUAAAACAGAAUAUAUCAUUCUGAUUAAAAUCAAACCUGAAAAGUUGUUAAAGUAUUUAUAUAGUAAAAUUACCCAUUUCUCACUCAUUUUCAUAAUUUUUUUGGCUUUUGUAUUCUUAAUGAAUUGUUUUUUUCCCUGACAUGAAUGUUCAUUGCUUGACACAAAAAUAAUAGUGAAUAACAUUUUCCAUGUUGUGAUAUGAUGCUAUCUAUAUAUAUGCUAUAACUGAGACAUAAAUCAGUAUUUCUGUUUCAACUCCCAAACUUAUGAAAAUAAAAAGAAAUGUAGAUUAUUUUGAAUUAAUGUGUAAUAUUCAUGCAUUUAAAUAAAAUGA